UACAAACUAUACACAACGAUUCUGAAGGCGGUAAAUGUCAGAAAUCGAUCAUCUCUUCCCUCUUGUUUUUUUUUUUUCCCCUUCCAUAGCAAAUUUCUUAUUUAUGCCUGCCUGCUGCUGUUCUCAAUUUUGCUGUCUCUCCGGCUGGAUAACAAGAUCGAGUGGAGCUACUGGGCAGUCUUUGCUCCGAUAUGGCUGUGGAAAUUAAUGGUUAUUGUGGGGGCCUCCGUGGGGACCGGAGUAUGGGCCCGCAACCCACAAUAUCGAGCAGAAGGGGAAACGUGUGUGGAAUUCAAAGCCAUGCUAAUUGCCGUCGGCAUCCACCUCCUCCUGCUGAUGUUUGAAGUUCUGGUCUGCGAUGGAAUCGAGCGAGGGACCCGUUUCUGGCUGCUGGUCUUCAUGCCCCUCUUCUUCGUGUCUCCGGUCUCCGUGGCUGCUUGCGUGUGGGGCUUCCGGCAUGACAGAUCUCUGGAGCUGGAAAUCCUGUGUUCUGUCAAUAUACUCCAGUUCAUAUUUAUUGCCCUCCGAUUGGACGAAAUCAUCAAGUGGCCGUGGCUUGUUGUUUGUGUCCCUCUGUGGAUCCUGAUGUCCUUUCUCUGUUUGGUCGUGCUGUAUUAUAUUGUCUGGUCAGUCUUGUUCUUACGCUCGAUGGACGUGAUUGCCGAACAAAGAAGAACACACAUUACUAUGGCAAUCAGCUGGAUGACAAUCGUCGUUCCGUUGCUCACCUUUGAAGCUCCUUUUUCUCAAAAACUGCCCAGUUAUACCUACGGCUGCAAAUAG
Messenger RNA from Protobothrops mucrosquamatus (brown spotted pit viper), 783 nucleotides. RefSeq names its product transmembrane protein 185A (gene TMEM185A). Lineage: Eukaryota; Metazoa; Chordata; Lepidosauria; Squamata; Viperidae. The transcript is spliced from 5 exons. The record is from RefSeq and is a predicted model, not a curated record. The annotation marks the transcript as partial.